GCACGCGCUAGAGAAAUAGCGCACCAACAAAAAAUAGACCUAUGCACAUCAACUCGCAUUUCCUAGAUUUUCAUGUACGUCAAAAACACGGUGACAAGUUUGUUAAAGUCUUGGUGAUACUUGAGGUGUAAGUUGUGUUUCCCCUCAGGCCACACCUCAUAGCGACAGUCGCCGAGUCUCUCUGCUAAAAACUCUGCAUGAAACAAGGGGCAGAGUGUGUCUUUCAAACCGUGGAGAACCAAAGUCGGACAUUUCACUCCCCCCACUUCUCGGCGACACAGGUCACCCUUUACGUUGGGGUCAGAGUACGCUUCAACGAACCCGUCCAUCCAGUUUGACCACAUUCCGGGGAAAUCCCCCCCGUAGAGUGUUUCCAUGGUGGCCCUCAUUUUGGGGCUCCAUUGGCUGACGUCUCUGGUCUUUUCCACUAGUUCAAUGUCAGAUUUGGUGACGCUUGCGUUGGAACCCCAGACGACUAAUUUUUUAACCCGCUUGGGGAACCGUGCUGCCAGGAUAAUCCCGCUGACACCGCCGUCGCUCCAGCCCAAGACGGAAAAUCUUUGGAACCCCAGCUUUUCCAUGACCCCCGCCGCGUCUUCGGCAUCGCGUUGGUAGAACCCCGGGGCCGAGAAAUUUCGGGGGUGCGGGCGAGAUUUUCCGUAGCCGCGGGGGUCGAACCCGACAAUUGUGAAGCCGCUCCCCGCUCGGCCAAAGUGCUCCAUCUGCGGGGUAAAAUCGGUUCCCACGCUCCCGAGGGCCCCCGGGAUGCAGAGAAGUGCGCGCGGGCCGUCCCCGCGUCGCUCGUAGUACAAUUCGACACCGUCGUCCGCUCGAAUUUUGCCGGUCGUGCCUCGAUAUUCGUCGGUCAACUCUGGUGCUCCGCACGCACCACCAGUAGAGAUACAUCUCCUUGGAGACUUCAAAAGGAUCCGAUUCGCCUCGAACCUUGCAAGGACACGCCGAAGAAAGAGCGCUGAAGCCAUGUUCCGCGCGACCUCUCCCCUUUUUCUCCACUAAAGGGGCGUGGUAAAAAUCUACGCAUGCGCGUAGGUGUCACAGUAACGAGAUGUCCGGAACGCCUUGGAAUCCGGCAGCCCCGCCUAAUUCACCUCAUUCCAGUAUGUCCUGAGUAGCAACUGUACUUGUUUUGCCUUUGCCUUGCUUCCUCGUCAUUUCAUACUUCUUGCAUAGUGACGCAUCAGUGGAAGCUGGACAUCAGGAUGAGCAGAAAGACGACACUAGUAUAGGCGACACGGUGUUCAGCAAGUCAUGGGCUCUUUCUGUGCUUGUCAGAGCUGUUGAGGCGGUUUUUAUAGGAAGCGAGGAAAGUUUGAAACCAGGAGAGAGGGAGAGGGAGGAAGGAGAGGGAGAAAGAGGUGAAGAGAAGGAAAAGGGAAGAGAGAAGGAGGUGAGGGGGAAAGAGAGGAGAAGGGAGAGGAUUCAUUAGACAAAGGUCUCGAGGAGGACCUCUGUCAGUUGUGGGAUGCUUCAAUGAACAGUGAUGUUGCGCUGUAUCUUCACGAGUCAAACGCAGUGGACCUAUUACUGGGUAUAGCCACCAGAUCAAACUCCCUUAGACUUACUGAGAUUUGCAUUGGUCUGCUGGGGAACAUGGCCUGUCAGGAACAAGUCCGCAAAGAAGCUUUUGCCAGCAGAAAGACGAGGCAAGUUUGUUACAUUGUCUCUCUCUCUCACUCUUUUUCUCUCUCACUCUCCCCCUCCUUCCCAAGCUUGCUCUGCUGUGUAGAGGUGUUUACUACAAGGGAUGUUGUGCUCUCAUUUCUGUGUGGAAGUGAUACAAGGAUUUUGUAUGAAGCAACAAGGCUGGUGUUGACAUGUGUAUCGGCAAGUGACAAAGAUUUCCGCCAACAGUGGAUAGAGGAAGUCAGACUCAGUCACAACGUGAAGGAAUCUCUUCAGUUUGUUAUGAAGAGCUCCACUAAUGGAUUGCGAGUUCGUUAG
This is a messenger RNA of Geodia barretti, 1962 nucleotides long. NCBI's taxonomy places the organism in Eukaryota, Metazoa, Porifera, Demospongiae, Tetractinellida, Geodiidae. The record is from the annotation of a GenBank genome assembly.